GGAACCCCAAAAAGAUCCAAGCUAUUUUUUCAGGUUUGAUUUUGAAGUGAAGAAGAUGAGACCGGUUUUUGCUGGGAACUUGGAGUACGAUACCCGUCAAUCAGAGCUUGAACGCUUGUUCUCCAAGUAUGGCAGGAUUGACCGCGUAGACAUGAAAUCUGGAACUUCUACUAAGGGAAAAUAUGCUGAGCUUCUGUCUUGGCUUGCCAACCUCUCUGCAAAUUUUUUUUUUGGAAGGAAACCUUCCUGCUUGUCUGCUCUCCUUCUACCCACAGAUCUGCAUUUUCUCAUCUGAUCAUUCGUCAUUCACUUACUUCACUUCCCAACAUUGACAUUUCCAUCAGAAUGUUCUUAGUGGGAUCAUCAAUCAAUUUAUUAAGCCAUGCCUAGCAUCACUGAAAAUAGGAGAUCAAUGAAAUUCUGUCAAGUCAUGCCAUUCUAUUUCUGAAAUCAAUUGUGCUGUCUGAAUGGAGAAGCAUGCUUGGCAAUCUCAGAUCUGAAUUUUGGAUUUAAACCUUUAAUUGCAAUCAUGAUUUUGUUCCUCAUUCCACGCCUCUACAGCUUCAUGUGCAUCAGCCCUCACUUAUAUUCAGGUGUUGUAUUCCUUUGUUCCUAACAGGGAAAAUGAUUUCCUGAUUUGGCUGAUGUACUUCUGGUGAGGGAUAACAUGCUGAUGCAUUCCAUCAUCAUCUAUGCUUCUAAUACUAUUUAUGUUGCAGGUUUUGCUUUUGUCUAUUAUGAGGAUGAGCGCGAUGCAGAAGAAGCAAUUCGUGCACUUGACAAUAUUCCCUUUGGUUAUGAAAAGCGAAGGCUAUCUGUGGAGUGGGCUAGGGGUGAGCGAGGGCGUCAUCGCGAUGGCUCAAAGGCAAACCAGAGGCCAACAAAAACUCUCUUUGUGAUUAACUUUGACCCAAUCCGUACUAGAGUUCGUGAUAUAGAAAAACACUUUGAACCUUAUGGAAAGGUUCUUCAUGUUAGAAUUCGUCGGAAUUUUGCAUUUGUGCAGUUUGAAACACAAGAAGAUGCUACUAAAGCUCUAGAGUGUACAAAUAUGAGUAAGAUACUGGACAGGGUGGUGUCUGUGGAGUAUGCUCUGAGGGAUGAUGGUGAGAGGGGCGACAAUUAUGACAGUCCAAGAAGAGGGGGUUAUGAGAGAUCACCCAGUCCAGCUUAUCGCAGGCGACCAAGUCCUGAUUAUGGUCGUCCACGCAGCCCUGUGUAUGAUAGGUAUAAUGGACCAGAUAGGCGGAGGAGUCCUGAUUAUGGCAGACGCAGGAGUCCUGAUUAUGGCAGACACAGGAGUCCUGAAUAUGGUAGAUACCGCAGCCGCUCACCUGUACGAAGGUCACGAACUUAAGUGAUGUCUGGAUUUGGGGUAAGAAAAGCGAGGCUCCAUUGGUACUUCGUUACUUUCUAGUUAGAAUAGCGAGUGGUACAUUAUGUGUAGUAAAGGUACUUCUCACAGUUUAUUGUGGUUUUUGCGUUGUUGCUAUUUAGCAGUCAGUGCAAUUAUGCUUAUAGGUCCUAAAUAUGAACCUGUUAGUUAAAAAAUAGAGGCAUAUUUUUGCAGGGACAUCUUGCUUUGCUACAACUGAAUCCUUAUGUUUUUUCCGGUAUCCUAUUUUUGUAACUAUUUUUACUGAAUGUUCUUACCCAUUAGGUUUAGGCCAUGUCUUGUCGGAGACUAAGUCCAUGUUUGAUUAUUUAAGAGAAAUGGUCUUUCAUUUU
This is a messenger RNA of Abrus precatorius (Indian licorice), 1728 nucleotides long. Its product is annotated as serine/arginine-rich splicing factor RS31. Gene Ontology annotation, molecular function: RNA binding. The record is from RefSeq and is a predicted model, not a curated record. Gene Ontology annotation, biological process: mRNA splicing, via spliceosome. Gene Ontology annotation, cellular component: nuclear speck. Lineage: Eukaryota; Viridiplantae; Streptophyta; Magnoliopsida; Fabales; Fabaceae. The transcript has 6 exons. The coding region runs from base 668 to 1357 and encodes 229 amino acids.